AUGGUAGCGACACCAAAAGACAGAUCCACGACCAUGGCGACAAGCACGCCUCCAUCCCCUUUACCUAUCCUCGUCAACAUCCUAAAAUCUCACACAAGGACCCCAGAAGAAGGUUACAAAGUCCUGCAAGUCUACCAAAUGUUCCUUGAUUACGCCUUACAAUGCCGCACUGAUGAUGCCUUUGUAGAUCCCCUCGACGCCACUGGCAUACCCGAAGAAUGGCACGACCUCCGUAGCUGGCUCCACACGCAACAUCCCGAUACCAACACUCUUGAGAGAUUCCCCUCCUAUCAUGACGUCGCCACCGAACUCAUCCGCAACCUACCAGAACGCAACCGUCUAACGCUAGUGACAACCUCUAAGAGCUAUUGUUAUCACGUUGGCGAGCAGGCAGGGUUUACGCUGAGAACUCUCAUUCGACACGGAGGCUUCAAAGAGCUAUUGAAAUACAUCAUAAAACUGCAGCCACGAUGCGCGGCGCAGACCAUGGAAAAAGAGCAUAAAAUAGCCAUAGACCGAGAUCGAGAAACACAUUUCAUCGAAGCGAUACGCAAACAAAUUGAUACUGUAAACCCGGAAAAGAUCAAGAACACGCUGGCUGCGCUCUCGGAAGUCUCAGUGCGUGCCGCUGCUUUCCUCCAAAAGUGUGACUUCACGGUUACGCAGGAAACUGCCCACGAAUUUUCCAUGGAUGCAAUCAUGUACGCCCGUUCUAUCGUGUCAGAGCCCCUCAGCCGGGUUCCACUGGCUCUGAGGCGCGAUUUGGCGCGCCUCGAUGUAGCAGUGUUGGCACGGUCACUGUUGCACCAAGCAUUUGCCAUCGCGAAGACAACUCCUGUACGGCAGGAGUUAGCCUGGCGUCUACACCACUGGAUGGCGCAUCGCGUGAAGGAUGCCUUCGGGCUUAACGUUCAUGACCAGUUCCGCUACUUCGAGAUUGAAGUCGCAGUGACCGAAGUGAUGCGCAGUCCGUUCCGAUGGCAAGGUUUCUUCGCUGCGAAUCCGACGCCAGUUGCUAAUUUCCUUCCACACGGUUGGGAAGACCAGGAUGGGGACCGUUUCUCCUAUGGUGACCUGAAUAUCCCGCCGCUCGAGGAGGAGGAGGAUGCGCCUUCGUCCAUGGAAGACGUGGAUAGGGUACCGGAUAGUCCGCUGCGAACUGCGCGCAUCUGCUCUUCACCGGUACGCACAGUAGAUGAGAUUGGGCCAGACUCUACUUGCGCGAUAUGUGGGGAUGCGCUCGCUUUAGUCGAAAGGUACUGUCUGCAAAUGCCUAUGCGUGCGCAUUGCAGCGGGGGGCAUAUGUAUCACUAUGAAUGCUUGACGAUGUUGAUCAACGGCAUUCAUGCGUACGCAAAUAAGUGCCCUGUUUGCCGUCGAGAGAUUUGUUCAUUGCGACGCAGCAAGCCUAUCAUUCACGACGAUGAGGAGAUGGACGAAGAGUUGGACGAGGAGUCGGACGAGGAGAUGGACGAAGAGGUGGAAGAAGAGGUGUACGAGGUGGACGAAGAAGUGAGCGAGUGGGUGCAUGAACGGGUGAACGAGUGGGUGAACGAGCGGGUGGACGAGGAAAUGAACGAGGAGAUGGAUGAGGAGGUGAACGAGGAGAUGGACUCAUCGUAG
This is a messenger RNA of Alternaria ventricosa, 1623 nucleotides long. RefSeq lists its product as uncharacterized. The record is from RefSeq and is a predicted model, not a curated record. The transcript has 2 exons. Lineage: Eukaryota; Fungi; Ascomycota; Dothideomycetes; Pleosporales; Pleosporaceae. Bases 1 to 1623 code for a protein of 540 amino acids.